AUGCGGAACAUGCAUGAUGCCGAGUUCAGCUUGGAAGACCUGAAUGGAACCUGGAUUUGUCCAAAAGGAGUGCUGCACACGAUACAGGGAGGCAUGCUCUUCCUUGCUGAGGGGAGUUCCGAAAAUUUCCCCGAAACCUUACAGUUUCGAGCCGAUCGCACAGACAGGCAUGGGCCGAAUCAUUUCUCGGUGGGUCGCAGGCGGCGUAAGGGCACCCACCCAUCCACUCUGCGUCGGUGCAUUCUUCGGUCCAGCUGCAGCUUGCAGUGGACAAGCCCCGAUAUGCAGGAGACGUGGCAGCGCUUUGUGCCGUGCAUCGCGCGCUGCGAGAAAAUAUUGCUCGUGGGACCUGAUGGCACUGAUGGCACCGAGGUGCCUGUUCAUGUGACCAAGGCCACAAAUGCCAAGCAGCUGUGCACAGCGGCCAUGGUUCCUUUCUAUGGGCAGCUCGGGGUUUAUUGCUCAGAUGAGAUAGCUUUGACAGAAGUUGCAACAGGAAAGGUGCUGACGGAUUGCUGUGACCUUUCCAAAUCCGGGGAUGUCCAAGAGCCUGUCAAAUUGCGUGUGUCGACUUGCCUGGCCAACUUGAUCUCCUUUGCCGGAGUGCGGCUCGUUUACCAAGAUGGCAGCGAGUGCAAAGCUGACUUGAGUCGCGCUUAUCGGGUAGCCCACGUGUUCGAGAAAGUGGCAGAACACACCUCAAGGCCCCUUGAUUUCGUCACGCUCUUCCAGAUUGGCAGUGGCGGAAAGUCUGAACCACUUUGGAAUAAUCACAUCUGGAGGGCGCGACAAGACCACAAAGUUGUACUGGAGGUGCACUUGCGUGAAACUGUAGCAGAGCUUUGGUCCUCAAGGAGGCUCACCCUCAUGCGCGAUGGCCAGGACUGGCACAUAGACCUGUCGAGUACAUGGGACAUUGGGCAGCUGCGAGAAUUAGCCGCAAGCUUGACAAAGCGCCCACCCCGCUUUGUACGCUUCACUGCGGAUGGCAAGGAAUUGAGAACCUGGGACCCUAAUCCUGGAGAGAGCAUACUGCUCAACGUGCAGCUAUGCCCAACGGUUACCGAACUAUGCCAAACCGGCGUCAAGAUAGUCAGCUCUUUGACUGGCGACGAGAUUCCCAUAGCCGCAGAGGAAGCUACGGGCCUGCAGUCUAUCCAAGACCUGCGUGAGCACAUCGCUCGGCGCCACAGCAUGCGCCCCACGGGUGUGAUGCUUCUUGCCAAUGCCCAGCCGUUAUGGGACGCCCAAAUCUUUGACCUGAGCAUGUUGGGUGCUGGGGACUCCAUAGGAGUUUGCCUUCGCAAUCCCAAGCUUUGCGAGGAGGGCCAGCAUGACAACGUGGUGUUUUGCAGCAACGGUCAUAGUGAUACGGUGUGUGUCCACUGUGGUCCGCUGAGCUUGAUGAGCAGGCACUACAUACCUGAACCACCCAGGACAUCUGGUCAAACUCAGUGGUUUCAUUUUUGA
This is a messenger RNA of Symbiodinium natans, 1470 nucleotides long. NCBI's taxonomy places the organism in Eukaryota, Dinophyceae, Suessiales, Symbiodiniaceae. The record is from the annotation of a GenBank genome assembly.